AUGAGUCAACCGGUGGAACAAUUUCUGAAACCGAAACCAGCUCAAUUUGAUGGUGCUGGAGAUCCAGAGAUGGCACCUCGUUGGAUUGAGAAACCGGAGAAGGCCUUUGAGGUUCUUGGGUGCACCGAUGAGGAGAAGGUGACCCUAGCGGCUUACCGGUUAGAGGAUACCGCAGAUGAUUGGUGGAAGGCCACCGGAGGAAGGAUAUUUCCCGAGGGCGCUACUCUCACUUGGAUUGCCUUUACUGAGGCAUUUAACGGGAAGUAUUUCUCGGAGACCGCUCAGGAGCGGAAGUUGGUAGAGUUCCAACAACUUCGCCAGAACCGGUUAACAAUCGACCAAUAUGAGGCGGAGUUCGCUAGAUUGUCAAGGUACGCGCCGAGGAUGGUGGAGAACCCAAUAGACAAGGCACGAAGAUUUAGGGAUGGAUCGAGACUCGACCUUCGCAAUCGAAUGAUUGCACCGAACUUGAGGACUUAUGAAGAGAUGUAUGAGAGAGGUCAAAUGAUUGAAAGAGACAUGAAGGAAAGGGCUGCCGCAUCUGGUUCGCGGUUCGCUCCUAUUAGAGACCGUCGCCGGUUUGGCAAGAGGCCAAUGGCGGACAACAGGCGCUUCGUCCCUCCACCCUGGAAGAAUAUUGGGAAGCCAAACCAUCGUACCAGCUGGAACUGUCGUUUAUGUGGUAGGAGGCAUGGGAGUGGACCUUGCCCAAGUAGGACGAGCGCGUGCUUCAAGUGUGGCCAGCUGGGUCACCAAAUAAGGAACCGCCCGAGUCAAGCUCCGGAACAGCGAUCGCAAGGACAACGGCCUCGGUAUGGAUCACCGGCGGGAGCCGCCCCGCGUAACGACUUGGGUAGGCCGCCAGCUCAAGGAUGA
Messenger RNA from Rhodamnia argentea, 876 nucleotides. RefSeq lists its product as uncharacterized. Lineage: Eukaryota; Viridiplantae; Streptophyta; Magnoliopsida; Myrtales; Myrtaceae. The transcript has a single exon. The coding region runs from base 1 to 876 and encodes 291 amino acids. The record is from RefSeq and is a predicted model, not a curated record.